AAAGACAAACAAGGAACGUUUCUUUCCCUGUCCGGUAGCUAGCUAGCUGCCUGGCUAGCUGUGCCACUAGUGUUUGUUGAAGCGUCUGCAAUAAUGGUUUCGUUUCUAUUGAUUCUUUUGUUGUGUGCAUUCGAUCAGUCAUUUGGAGAAAGUCAGCUUAAACUCGUCACAGUGCUGUAUCGCCAUGGAGACCGGUCUCCAGUCAAAGCGUACCCCACCGACCCGUACCAGGAGAGUGCGUGGCCACAAGGAUUUGGACAGCUUACUCUGGAUGGGAUGCAGCAGCACUUUGAGCUGGGCCAGUUUCUGCGAAAACGCUAUGUGGGGUUCCUCAGUGAGCCAUACGUUCGAUAUGAGAUUGCUGUACGGAGCACAGACUACGACCGGACUCUGAUGAGCGCUGAAUCAAAUCUGGCUGGUCUCUACCCACCCAAUGGAUCGCAAGUGUUCCAUCCUGGCUUGAACUGGCAGCCCAUACCCAUCCACACCGUACCACAGGAUGAAGAGAAAUUGCUCUCCUUUCCCCUACCAAACUGCCCACGCUACAAUCUUCUCAUGAACGAGACAGAAAAAACUGAAAUCUUCCUCAACAUGACCAAGACUUAUGGCGAUUUCCUGAAGAUGGUGCGGAAUAAGACUGGUGUGGAGUCAGCCUCAAUCGAGUCAAUAUGGAGCAUCCAUGACACACUGUUCUGUGAGGAGAAACAUGGCAUGACUCUUCCCGAUUGGGUGACCCCAGAGGUGAUGAAUACACUGUGGAUUCUGAAGAACUUUGGCUUUCAGAUCAUGUUUGGUGUCUAUAAACGAGAGGAGAAAGCCCGGCUGCAGGGAGGUCUGUUGUUGGAUCAGAUUACUAAGAAUUUUACAGCUGCUGCAACUUUAGGAUCCAGUGGACAGCUGAAGAUGAUUAUGUAUUCUGCGCAUGACACAACCAUUGUGGCUCUUCAGCAAGCGCUUGACGUGUUUAAUGGACUGCAGCCACCCUAUGCUUCCUGCCACAUAUUUGAACUGCACCAGGACAACGAGUCAUUCUCAGUUGAGAUGUUCUAUCGUAAUGACAGCAGUGUGGAUGAGCCAUAUCCUCUAACUUUACCGGGCUGUGCCCAGCGCUGCCCUCUACAGGACUUUAUCAGACUCACACGCUCUGUUAUUCCAGUAGACUGGGACAAGGAGUGCCAGCUGAGCGCAGCAUACAAUGACACAGAUGUUAUCAUUGGGCUGGCUGUGUGUGGGUGCGUUCUCCUGCUCCUGGUCAUGCUGUUGUUCAUAGUGCUGUGUCGUCAGAGCGAGCCAGCAAUCGGCUACAGCCACAUCAUCAACCAGAGUGACGACCAAUCCUGACAGUCAUAUCGGCUCUUCCAAAAAGAGGACACGUGGGACAGCGAGGACGACCUGUGAGAGACCAACCGUGGAGCCACACGCACCAGCAGCCACCAUUAACUGGCACCUUCCUUCUAUAUUGUAUCUACAAAAAGAGCUUACUUCCAAGUAACAUGAUAGAAGGCUUUCACUGUCCUGAUCUGAGGGAGGCCCAGAAGGAGCUCAGAAUGACCUUAUGUGAUCUGCUGAAGACUGCCACCAGCAUGGUUCUAUUUGUCUUCUGUCUUUCUAGGUACCUGCAGUGAUUUAUGCUCUUCUAGCAAUUUUUUUUUUUUUGCCCUCGCAAAGUUUUUCAGAUGGGUGACUACUUUUAUUGUGUUGUGUUUUGAUGCAGAAUGUAUUUUUUUUCAAUGAAACUGCUAUUUUUGUAUGAGUAGUUCACCAGUAUAUGAGCUUGAUUGAUGUCUUGAUUGAUGUUUUAAGGCCUCUGCCCUUUCAUCUUCACCAGAAAAAAUGAUCUCUUGACAAGUGAAAGCAUCUUAAAUAGUUAAAGGUUAAAUAAAAGUUAAAUGGUUAAAUAUGUUUCUCAUUAUUACAACCCCAAUUCCAGUGAAGUUGGGAUGCUGUGUAAAACAGAAAUAAAAACAGAA
This is a messenger RNA of Pygocentrus nattereri (red-bellied piranha), 1970 nucleotides long. RefSeq names its product acid phosphatase 2, lysosomal (gene acp2). Lineage: Eukaryota; Metazoa; Chordata; Actinopteri; Characiformes; Serrasalmidae. The transcript has 11 exons. Gene Ontology annotation, cellular component: lysosome. The record is from RefSeq and is a predicted model, not a curated record. Bases 94 to 1341 code for a protein of 415 amino acids. Gene Ontology annotation, biological process: lysosome organization; dephosphorylation. Gene Ontology annotation, molecular function: acid phosphatase activity.